AUGGCUGCAAGGAAGACUGUAAAAACGUCGGGUCGACAUUCAAGUGAAGAGUCUGCUUCAUUUGACAACUCAUCUUCGGAAGACAGCGACUACGUAGAAGAAGAUGUCGGUGAUUCUGCUUCAUUUGACAGCUCGUCAUCGGAAGACAGCGGCUACAGUAAAGAACAUGUUGGUGAGGUCAAGAAGAAUGAUCGCGUAUAUCACGUUGGCCCUCGUGGAGGCAAGUACUAUAUUAAUGCGACUGGCAAGAAAGUGUACGCUAAAGCAGCCUAA
Peronospora belbahrii is the source of this 273-nucleotide messenger RNA. NCBI's taxonomy places the organism in Eukaryota, Oomycota, Peronosporomycetes, Peronosporales, Peronosporaceae. The record is from the annotation of a GenBank genome assembly.